Molecule: messenger RNA, 1307 nt
Organism: Apis laboriosa (Himalayan honeybee)
Lineage: Eukaryota; Metazoa; Arthropoda; Insecta; Hymenoptera; Apidae
Exons: 5
Coding region: 458-1252 (264 amino acids)
Source: RefSeq, a predicted model, not a curated record
AAUAAAAAUAUAUAUGUAUAAAUUUUAGUGCAUCUAUUAUUUAUUAUAUACAAUAUUUUAUAAAAUAAAAAUAUUAAAUAAGUAUACUUUCUAUAGAGCAAACAUACUUGAUAGAAAUUUUCAACUGGAACUUAACAGAAGUUCAACUGCCAUCUCUUGGAAAGAUUAUCAAUUAAGAAGACCGUUUUAAAAAAUUCAAAAAAUAGCUAAAAAGUAUUAUAAUGGAAUAUGAAAUAAAAAAAACUUCAAUAAAAGAUAUGUUUACACAUAAAUUUUUAUAAAUAUUUUAAAUAAAUUAAUAGUACGUUAGUAUUUUUCUUUUAAAUAUAAAUUUAUUUUAAUAAUAUAAUAAUAAACAAAAUAAUCGGUAUCUGCGCAGAAAGUUCAUCUGAGCUUGAUUAAGUUUAACGAAGCAUGUUUAAUUGUUCAUCAGUCUGAAAACUAAUCUUUGUAGAAAAUGUCGUUAGUUACAUAUAGCGUUUUAUUUUUUAUUAUUACAUUAAUAAAAAUUCCCAUUUCAGAUAUAUAUGCUUCAAAAAUUUACACUUUAGACGUUCCACUCGUUGUCCGUAAUGGAACGGGACCAAUUGACCUUUCCUGUAUUUAUAAUAUCAAAGAUAAAGAAAACGGUCUCAUAAUAAAAUGGUAUCAUAAUAUUGACCAAAUUUAUCAAUGGAUACCACCAAUGCCACCUCAAGAUACAGGAGUAAUAAAUGGAUUUACCGAAUAUUCUGAACAAAAUUUAAGAUAUUUUAAUUCAAGAUCUAUCAUACAUUUAAAAAUGGCCAUUGUUGAAAUGAGUGGACAAUAUACUUGUACAAUUAGCACAUUUCAAGAAAAAGAUAUGAAAAGAACAAAAAUGAUUGUUUAUGUGCCUGAAACUGAUAUAAUUAUUCAUGUUUCUUCUUUCAAUAAAAAUCAUUUAAAUUUAACAUGUAUAGCAAACGGAGCACAGCCACGACCAAUACUAAAAAUUUAUAUAGAAGGAAUUGAAGUAAAUAAUUAUUAUGAUAAAACUGUAAAAAUAUUGGAAUAUAAGACUAUUCUUUCUGCAAAACGCAGUGCAAUCAUAAAAAAUCCUCUAGAACCAUUACUUUUGGAGUGUGAAAUUUCUAUACCAUAUACGGAUUAUAAGCGCAGAAAAAAAAUCAUUUAUUAUCCCACACAAAUGCUAUCACGAACGAAUAUUGCAUCAAACUAUCGAAUUGAUAGUAUUAUUAUUAUUUUCUAUAUAGUGUUAUUAUUAAAAUAAAUAAAUACAUGUCGGAAAUAUAACAAAAAUAUAAAGAAAAGUUCGCAAUUACUAU